AUGUCGGAUGAAUCGCCGACAACCACGGGCCCGGUUCGCGUCGGCCAGAGGGUCAUCUUAGGCGGCAACAUCGCCACUGUGCGGUGGCGCGGCCUGGCACCGGCGAAACAUUGCUGGAAGCCGUCCGACAGGCGCAGCUUCCAUUGCGUCGUUGCUAACGGGGAGCCUGAGGACGCCCCGCCUGAGGAAACUGAGGAGGAGCAGGCGGAGCUGCUGGGUGUGGAGUGGGACAACUGGCGCGUCGGCACGCACAACGGGACCGUCGACGGCGUGUUCUACUUCGAGCCGGAGCGCAUGAGGCGCUGCGAGAAGGUGAUGCAGGCCGUGCAGCACGUCUACAGCGGCCACGAUGAGCCGUGGCUGCGGGAGAAUGCCGCCGCGUACGCCCUGCGCACCACGAUUGACAACUUCGAGAACAGGUCGUGCUCGUUCGUGCGCGAGUGCGACGUGCAGCUUGGCGUGCCCAUGGAGCGGGCUGUGCACAACAGGUACAUCACGGACGACCCGACGGGCGAAUCGUCGAGCCCGCACGGGAAGGGGCGCAUCGGGCACGAGUUCGUGGGCAGGGACGAGGCGCUGGAGUUCUUCAGCCACACCGCCAACCUGCUGAUGCUGGGGCUGCAGGACUGCCGCAUCGACCGGCUGGGCGACUGCACCAGGUACGCGUUCCCCAGGGUCCGCGAAGCGCAUCUACCCAACAACCUGAUAUCCGACUGGGACGUCGUGAGGGGGCUGCUGGCCAUGCUGCCGCGCGUCGACACGCUCGACCUGUCGGGCAACAUGCUGGUCUUCAACGACGAGAAGCCGCUCGAGUCGUCCACCCUGGCGACCGUGGUCCUGAACAACACCAUGCUCGACUUUGGGAACGUUGCGAGGCUGCUCAGCACCGUCAAGGGCCUCAAGUCGCUGUCGCUCUGCCGCAACAUGUACGUCGAGCUGCCGACCCUGGAGCCGCUGCAGAGCCUGAGGUCGCUCGACCUCACCGAGAAUUCCGUGUGGAACUGGUUCUACGUGCUGCGGCUCGUCAAAUCUGCGCCCACGCUCACGAGGCUCAUCAUCACGAAAAACCGGCUGUCCAACCUGUGCGUCGACCCGGAGACCGGCAGCCCGCUGUCCCUGUACCGAGCCGCGCUGCUCAUCGGCAAGGACCGGCCUGAGCCCCUCAAAGCUUUUGCGGCACUCGACGAGCUGCACAUGGAGGAAAACUACGUGCACGACUGGCAGGUCGUGUCAGACCUGGCCGUCGUGUUCCCCCGCCUGAGGGUGCUGCGCCUCAGGCUGUGCUUGCUCCACAAGGAGGCGACGCAGGCGGAGGAGAGCGUCCACCGGCAGGUGCUGAUUGCCAUCUUCCCGGAGCUCAAGGUGCUGAAUGGCACUGAGGUCACCAAGUACGACCGCAUAAACGCCGAGCGGUACUACCUCAGCCUGGAGCACGCCAACAGCACGCCGUUCAAGAGCACCAACACCCACGAAGCUCUCGACGAGCCUCACAGCUCGCGUCUCGAAGAGAUCCACGGCAAGCGCGAUGUCCCGCCCCCCAAGGAGGGCGUGUUCGUGUCUCCGGGUCUGCGCAUGAUCACCGUCAAGCUGGUGCCUGACGGCGACUCCGACAGCUACCUGAAGCCCGUCGUGACGCGGUCGAUCCCGCUUUGCACCACGGUGCUGGAACUCAAGGUCAUCUGCUGCGAGGUGUACGGCCUCACGCUGUCGGACGUGGUCCUCAUCUACAACAGCGGGGACAUGCCCAUCAGCGAGCGCAUGGACAACGACGAGGCCGAGAUCCAGUACUACGGCGUCGACGACGGCUACAGCAUCCGGAUCCAGUCGCGCAGGCUGAACCGCUGA
This is a messenger RNA of Babesia bigemina, 1845 nucleotides long. RefSeq names its product hypothtetical protein, putative. NCBI's taxonomy places the organism in Eukaryota, Apicomplexa, Aconoidasida, Piroplasmida, Babesiidae. The coding region runs from base 1 to 1845 and encodes 614 amino acids. The transcript has 2 exons. The record is from RefSeq and is a predicted model, not a curated record.